AUGAAUUUGGAGGGUCUUCGGCUUGCUCCUCUGGCUACUGUUAAGCAUCUAAUUAGACUGGCAUCUGACCACUAUCCGCUGCUUCUUUGUUUAGCUCCUACAUUGCAUAAACCUGAAGGUAGAUGGCUCAGAUUUGAAGACAUUUGGAUGACGUAUCUGGUUACUUGGAAGAUUGUGUGGAAGAAUUGGACUAAGCAAGACUAUGGGCAACUUGCGGAUGUAUUGAAUAGGAAAUGCCAUAGAACUUUGAGGGCUCUAUUUUUUUGGAGUCGUAACUGGUUGAAGGAAUUGGGAGAGCUCAAGAAUUCACUUGAGGCACACAUGGAGGAGCUUUGGGUUAUUGAAAGCAGUGCAAGGGUGCUCACUGAAGAGCAGGAGCAGGAGAUGAGGAGGAAGGCAGUUGAAUUGAAAUCUACUUUGGCGCUUAUUGCUACUUGGUGGAGACAGCGGGCCAAAACUAGGUGGAUUGAGGAAGGAGAUGCUAAUUCACAUUUCUUCCAUGCUACGGCAUCGGCGCGUAGGUGUGGCAAUAGGAUUGGGGAAGUUCUGAAUUCAAAUGGGGAAUGUGUUGCUGAACCGAAAGCUAUUCAAUAUGAAUUUAUGAACUUCUUUAUGAGCAAAUGGAGAGACAGACAAGUUUGUAUGGAUCAUUGGCUGGAUUUUCAGAGCAAUGACAAAGUUCCUAAAUUUAUGAUUGGAGGCUUGGAGGCUGCUAUCACAGAGCAAGAGAUCCAGAAAGCUGUAUUCUCUAUGGGGAAGAAUAGAGCAUCGGGAGUUGAUGAUGACAUCUUAGUAUUUGCAGAGGCUUGCCGUGGCAGCGCCAAUCAGAUUAUGAAUAUCUUGAAUGAUUAUUGCUCGUGGACUGGACAAAAAAUUAAUAGUGGGAAGUCUGCUAUAUUGUUCAAUAGGAGAUGCCAGAGCUGGAAGAAGAGAAUAAUUUCUAAAUUGAUGGAGUUUCGUAAAGUGAAUUCAUUGGAGUACCUUGGAUUGCCCCUGGUCAUGAGGAAAUUAGUUGUAGACGACUUUGCCAAAGUCUUGAAGACUGCUCAUGAGAAAACCAACCUGUGGGGGAAGAAGCACCUGUCGAUGGCGGGGAGAGCUCCCUUUAUUAGAACGUCGCUGUUAACUAUCCCUAUGUACUUAAUGACUCAUACUGCGGUUCCUUUGGGGGUUCUCAGCAAGGUGGAAAGAAUGUGUAGGAGGUUCUUAUGGCGAAAGGAUGUGAAUAGCAGAGGGAUGAAUUAUGUUGCAUGGAAUGAGCUGUGUCAACCUAGGGAGCAAGGGGGACUUGGAUUUCACUGCCUUGCUUUAUGGCAGAGUUCCCUGAGAGCACGUUUGGCGUGGGAGGUUCUACAAAAUGACAAUUCUCUAUUAAAAAAGGUUGUCUUACCUAAAUAUGUGGCUAAUAUUUGGUGUUACAAGAAGGGAAGAAAUGUGUCUAUAUCCUGGAAGGUGAUCCUAGAUGGUGCUGCGGCCCUUCGGUCCCAUUCUCAGAUGGAAAAUUGGAGAUGGCCACCAGGUGGAUGUGCUGAAUGA
Molecule: messenger RNA, 1536 nt
Organism: Dendrobium catenatum
Lineage: Eukaryota; Viridiplantae; Streptophyta; Magnoliopsida; Asparagales; Orchidaceae
Exons: 2
Coding region: 1-1536 (511 amino acids)
Source: RefSeq, a predicted model, not a curated record